AUGUCAUCAUUCACUCACCUCGAACGAUUUCACUAUUUUUCUUCAGCUGAUGUUCUUUGUUUAUUCAUCAAUUUGAAUCAUCGCAUCCAACAACUCAUUUGUAAACGAGGUUUCUUUCAUCGUCUCAAUUUGUCAUCAGCAUCUUUAUAUCAAUUUGAUACACUUCUUGCACUUGUUAUCAACAUCGAAGUAUCACCUCUUCAGCUUUCUCGUUUUCCUCAUUUACCACAUUUGACAACAUUACGAUUGUGUUUCGAAACAAACAUCGUAUUUGCGCCUAUAAUAGGGUUUUGCAGGAUCUAUCAUACAGCCGAUAGAACGUCUCGAAACAUUCGUCGAGGGUAUUCUGCAACGACUGAAUACACUUCGCUCGCUGAAUUUAGGCCAGAACUUCGAAGUGGGUCUCCCACUAUGGGAUGUCAAGCCAAUCGAAUAUCGUCUCAGUUAUCUUCGACUUUCUUUGCAACGAAUACAACAAUUUUCAAACCACGGGGUUUGCAAUGA
Molecule: messenger RNA, 504 nt
Organism: Adineta ricciae
Lineage: Eukaryota; Metazoa; Rotifera; Eurotatoria; Adinetida; Adinetidae
Source: the annotation of a GenBank genome assembly